AUCUUCCUUGCCUCUUGCAGAGAUGACCAUGAACACUUUUGUCCUCUCUCUCUCUGUCUCCACUUUCCUCCCUCAUCACAGAGCAAAGCACAAGACCUGUCUCAUCGAUGGAGCGUUUUGCCUGGCCUGAGUACCUCUCCUCAAGCCGCAAGCACGCGAUCCAGGAGCUCCUCCAUGGCCAGAACCCCACGAAGAAGCUCAGACAUCUCUUCGACGCUCACUCUCAAACUGGCAAUGACACGGGGCAGCCCUUGCUUGCGGAAGAUCUGAUCGUCAACGCCCUCAGGUCGUUUAGCAACACCCUAUCCCUAUCAAGCAGCUCCGAGUCCUACGAGGUCUUGCAGGUCCCGACCAACGCCUGUGUCAGGUCCGAGGUCUCCGAGGGAAGUGAGAGCAUCAACACCCCGGUCCCGAGAAAGACUUUAGAUACAUGGACAAGACUGGACCGGAAUUUGAUGGACGAUGGGCACCAAUGGAGGACAUGUGAUCAGAAAUCGAUUCUCAACUCCAAGUUACCCCCAGGGCAUCUAGCUGGAAAGAAUUGCCGGAAUGAGCUAUCAGAAACAACAGUUAGUAAAGGGCCUGUUGAUCAGGCUACAUUACACCAUUCACCUGUGGAGCCUGGAAAAGAUGAUACCUUGGGUUCAAGCUCUGCAAAGACUCCCAAAUCCCCAUUGAUGCUGUUUCCAUUAUUGUUGGAUGCCAUCUCAAAAGAAGUUGCUGCCAAGGAUAUGAACACAAUUAAAGCUAAUUAUGAACUUUAUAGGACCAAGAGGAUCUCUCGAAGUGACUUCAUCAAGUGGUUGAGAUCAAUAGUUGGUGAUGAAUUGUUGUUGUCAGGCAUAAGGAGUCUUCAAGUGAUUAGUAAGAAAUCAGAUGGUAAAUGGCCUGACUAG
This is a messenger RNA of Syzygium oleosum, 896 nucleotides long. RefSeq lists its product as uncharacterized. The transcript has 6 exons. The record is from RefSeq and is a predicted model, not a curated record. Lineage: Eukaryota; Viridiplantae; Streptophyta; Magnoliopsida; Myrtales; Myrtaceae. Bases 108 to 896 code for a protein of 262 amino acids.